AUGGGCUGGGCUGGAUCGGGCUGUGCUGAGGUUGGCCCAGCCCAUGGUUUUCUCUUUAAAAAAUUCCGGCCCAUGGGCUGGGCUGGAUCGGGCUGUGCUGAGGUUGGCCCAGCCCAUGGUUUUCUCUUUAAAAAAUUCCGGCCCAUGGGCUGGGCUGGGCUUGGCCCAGCCCAUUAGGACCCCUGGUGUGGGUGUGGGGUGUGGGUGUGGGGUGUGGGUGUGGGAGUGGGGUGUGGGUAUGGGUAUGGGUGUGGGAUGUGGGCGUGGGGUGUAGGUGUGAGUGUUGCUUUCACGCAUCCAGAACUCCACCCACGCCCACACCCUUGGACACACCCUACAUCCACACCUACACCCAAAUAGAAUUGUCUUUAAUGCGACAGUUUGCUGUGAUAUGAUCAUUGUAUUGUUGACAAUUAUAACAACGUAAAAUUUUGAAAGGUAGAGUGUAUGGUUGGAUCACGAACUACGUAUUGUCAUCAUCUAGUAGUAAUCUUUUGUUCUUUAGAAUUUUGUUGACUUCUUGAUUAGAUGACAAGUCAAUUCGUACUUUUGAAACUGGUAUACCAACUUUGAUGUAAAUACGUUCGACUUUAAUGGUUGUCAGAUAUUGCUUUUGAUAUCCGAUUUAAAUUCUAUUAGAUCCCAUUGUG
Messenger RNA from Rotaria sp. Silwood1, 650 nucleotides. NCBI's taxonomy places the organism in Eukaryota, Metazoa, Rotifera, Eurotatoria, Philodinida, Philodinidae. The record is from the annotation of a GenBank genome assembly.